GAUAGUAUAUUUUUUUCAAGACAAGCCUGCAGAUUUUAAAUUUAACCCCAAACGGCCACAAUGGGGCUUGUGAUGGGUUCACUGCGUGCUAGUUUCCAUUGACUAAACUGAUAAAACAUUUAACUCUGUAAAAUAAAGCGUAACUUAGUUGGAUUAAUCUUUACAAUUCUAAUGGAGAUGCAUUCGUGUGAACAUUUUGGUUGUUGCGCUACACUAACUGGUCAAACGCUCCUCUGACUCGAUGAUUCUGGGUGUGAUUAUGUUGGUCUGGAUAAACCGCGGCUAGUUUGAGACAUGGGAAGUGACGACGUUUCACUUGUUUACUUUUAAGAGCAAGAACACACCGUGUCAAAUCCAAAGUUUUUAUACGUUUUACCAAUAUAAUGGCUUCUGUAAUGGAGGAUCCAACCCUUGAAAGACAAUUUAAAGGUCACAAAGAUGUUGUUACCUGUGCUGACUUCAGUCCCAAUCAUAAACAGCUUGCUUCUGGUUCCUGUGAUAAGAACCUGAUGAUCUGGAACCUCGCACCUAAAUCCAGGGCGUUCCGGUUUAUGGGGCACACAGAUGUCAUUACAGGGGUACAUUUUUCUCCGAGAGGUUCUUUAGUGGCUUCUUCAUCCAGAGAUCAGACCGUUCGACUUUGGACAACUGGGAUAAAAGGAGAGUCAACUGUGUUUAAAGCUCACACGGCGAGUGUUAGGAGCGUGCAUUUCUCCAGUGAUGGCCAAAGGCUUGUCACUGCCUCAGAUGAUAAGUCUGUGAAAGUAUGGGGUGUCGAACGCAAGAAAUUCCUAUAUUCUCUCAACCGACAUACGAACUGGGUGCGAUGUGCGAGAUUUUCACCAGAUGGUCGUCUUGUUGCAUCCUGUGGUGAUGACAGGACAGUUCGCCUGUGGGAUACAGCUGCACGUCAGUGUAUCAACAUUUUCACAGACUACGGCGGGUCUGCAACAUUUGUGGAUUUUAAUGCCAGUGGCACAUGCAUAGCAUCAUCAAGCACGGAUGGCACGUUAAAAAUCUGGGAUAUUCGUACAAACAAGCUAAUACAGCAUUACAAAGUUCAUAGUGCAGGCGUCAACUGCUUUUCCUUCCACCCCUCGGGAAACUAUAUGAUCACUGCUUCCAGUGACAGUACGGUGAAGAUCUUGGACCUGCUGGAGGGAAGGCUCAUCUACACCCUUCAUGGCCACAAGGGUCCAGUGUUGACUGUGGCGUUUUCUCAAGAGGGAGAUCUAUUCGCUUCCGGAGGUGCUGACUCGCAGGUUCUGAUGUGGAAGACCAACUUUGAUUCAUUGAACUACAGAGAUUUGUUAAGCAGGCACAGCAAACGUGUCACGCCAGAUCCACCUCCACACCUUACGGACAUCUACCCUCGAUCAUCUCACCAACACCAUGCUCAGAAUGGCUCGAUAGAGAUAAAUCCUAUUGUUGCUGAUACACAGUCUGGUGACCCUCAGGUAGUUGAAGUAGGACGGGUUUUCUUCUCUACGGAUGUACAAGGCCAUCACAAUGUAACACCAAGCUACAGAGAUCAACCUAGCUCGGGUACCAGCUCGGGUCCAGCUCAGACUCGUUCGCAUUACAGACGAGAGGAGAGCGGAGAAGAUGAAAUUGGAUUUGCACAUGGCACGACGACCCCAUUAGAGGAGCGCUCUGGCGUCCCACCUAACCUCACCAGAACUCUUGAGAACAUUGUACAGCAGUUGGACAUUUUGACCCAGACCGUUGCCGUCCUCGAGGAGCGCCUGACGCUGACUGAAGACAAACUGAGGAUGUGCCUGGACAACCAGACCCUUUCUUUGCGGCAGAGUCAACAAGCGGACCGAUCCGAUGAGGAGAGGGAAGCCGAGGGACCAUCUGUGUGAGCUAGCUUAAAGACAUCCAGCUGUGCCAUUCCAAAUGAGGACAUUUUGAACAGGAAAGAGCAGGAUGACGAGGGGGACUCACAACAAUCUCACCCACCCCCACUGCCAAAAAAGGCCUUGUGAGGACAGCUGCAGCUAAGACAAUAUCUCAGUACUUAUUUUGACAGCGGCAUGGAUGGUUACACUGAAGACAUAUCAGGAAAGAGAUUUUUUUUUAUACACACACAAGCGCAUUUUAUAAUCUAUCCAGUUUUGUUUGUUCGUGUCUCCUGCAUCACAUGCAUUAUGUAUAUAAAUAAAGGCCAUUAUGAAUGCAUUGCAAUCUAACUCAUGCCUCCGGUGUGUUUGUGUCCCAGGCAGCAUGAAUGGUUUGUGUGUGUCCGACUAUGUGUCUUCACAGCCUUGUUUACAGAUACUCUCACUCAGCCGCAGCCUUGUGGCUUUCCUCUGGGUGGAGGUCAGACGGAAACAGGGAGCCAAUCGGCAGAUGGCCCGGCAGCGGUUGUACGCUUAGGGUACCAAAUCUCUUGCACACUGCAGCUCUGUGAUGCUGUAGACCACAUUCUUGUAUGAAAACCCACAUACAUGAACAAUGAAAAUUGGAACAUUAUACCAUUUAGGUGGGCAACAAAACAGGCAGCUUACU
Paramisgurnus dabryanus is the source of this 2511-nucleotide messenger RNA. It is a transcript of the gene poc1b, whose product is annotated as POC1 centriolar protein B. The record is from RefSeq and is a predicted model, not a curated record. NCBI's taxonomy places the organism in Eukaryota, Metazoa, Chordata, Actinopteri, Cypriniformes, Cobitidae. Gene Ontology annotation, biological process: cilium assembly. Gene Ontology annotation, cellular component: centriole; ciliary basal body. Gene Ontology annotation, molecular function: protein binding.